This is a messenger RNA of Schistocerca gregaria, 2502 nucleotides long. RefSeq names its product putative E3 ubiquitin-protein ligase UBR7. Bases 1010 to 2110 code for a protein of 366 amino acids. Gene Ontology annotation, molecular function: zinc ion binding; ubiquitin protein ligase activity. NCBI's taxonomy places the organism in Eukaryota, Metazoa, Arthropoda, Insecta, Orthoptera, Acrididae. Gene Ontology annotation, cellular component: cytoplasm. The transcript is spliced from 8 exons. The record is from RefSeq and is a predicted model, not a curated record.
UUGAAACCGAUUGGAGGAGGGAAACAUGUCUGCAUUUUUCCCUAACAUGCGUCUCCAUUUUUCUUUUUGUGGGAACAAAUCUAAAAUGAAUGAUAAAUUGGCAAUAUGUAAGAUCAGUGGUUUCGAAAUUCGUGAGGCAAAUUUGUUUUAUUACUGACACUGGCACUUAAUCCAGCUAUCGGUAAGUCAAUUAGCCAAAUCUCACAAAAAACAUAUCAGUCAAGCUCUCCGAUGUAAGUAUUAAAUGCAUAAAAACAUCAAUAUCUAAAACGAUGUAGUGAGGUGGUACAAUCACCAAAUGGAUGGAUAAAAGAAUACGCGAAACUAAACCAUUCACACUUGAAAUCUUGAUCGAUGCCAAACAACGUUAGUACUCGUACUUACUACGAUGCCAUUUUCCACUGACGUUGCAUAUCGAAGUAUCACUUGUGUUAUACUUCCACAGCAAGUAAUUACAAAUGCAGCAUUAAGAUCCCUGUCUUUAACAAACUGCAGAAGACUUGAUUUUAUUUCAGCGCCUGGCUGUAGACGUAUGGGAUAUACUUCCAUUCUUGACAAAUAAUCACUAAGAAAAUGUUAUUCUAACAACGUCUCAACUGAAACGUCAAUUCCAAAUUCCAAACAUCAACAUUGUGCACGGCGUUAUUCACUUGUCGUUUGUUUACGACGUACCUCAAUGACAUUGUCAUGAACUGUUUGUUCGUAGAAAUUUAACAAUCAUUUUCAUGUUAAGUUAAUUUGGCUCUGAAUUAACAAAAAGUAUUUCAUCAAUAGAAUUACUUUAGUUAAUAUUAUUGUAUUAAACUUUUACUCUGCCUUUUUUCGAGUAAAAUACAUCGUGCAGUCGAGAACGUGGUCUGUGUAAACAUGGUAUUCUUUCUCAAAAGUAACAGCACUUUUAAAUAAAGUACAAGGUUAUGAAAUGAGUUUUUAGUGAGACACAGAUUUGGCGGUUAGCUUUCCCGCCAAAUUUUACACGUCAGUUUCGAAUUAACCUCAGACGUGAAAAAUGGCGGAAAGCUCAACACCAGGUAGUGAACGUACUGUAAAUAACGUAGACAUGGAUAAAGAAGAAACAGGAGAUAACACUGAAGUAACAAUGCUUGACGUUCUAAAAGAAGAACUGGAACUUGAAGAUGAUGCGAAAGCUGUUCUGGGCGCCUCUGAUGACAAGAACUGUACAUAUUCACAGGGUUACGUGAAGAGACAAGCCUUGUAUGCAUGUGUUACUUGCAUUCCGUUAACUAACGAUGAUUUCAAACCAGGUGGAAUAUGCCUUGCAUGUAGUUACCAUUGCCAUGAAGGCCACGAAUUGGUCGAGCUUUAUACUAAAAGGAAUUUCCGCUGUGACUGUGGGAACAGCAGAUUUCCAAGAAAGUGUAAUUUGGAACCUGAGCGAGAUAGUGUCAAUGAGCUGAACCAGUACAAUCAGAAUUUCCGUGGCGUGUACUGUACAUGCCAUAGACCAUAUCCUGAUCCCCAAGAUGAAGAGCCUGACGAAAUGGUUCAGUGCAUUGUGUGUGAAGACUGGUUUCAUGGAAGGCACUUAGGCCAGCCGAUGCCUGAAGAAUAUGCUGAAAUGAUCUGUUCAGCAUGUGUCAAGCAGCAUAAUUUCUUGGCGAGGUAUGCUGCAGGGCCUGUAGUCAAUGUUACAGAUGAUGGUGCUGAUGCAACAAUAAAACAAGGCUGUCUUCUGCAGACCUUUCCUCCUGCAUCAGCAUUAUCUCUUGGAGCUGUAUUUUUUUCUGACGGCUGGCGGAAAACACUGUGCACUUGUUCAAGUUGCAAGGCUAUGUAUGAAAGUGAAGGAGUACUUUUUCUUCUCGAUGAAAAGGACACUGUACAAGCUUACGAAGCAGAAGGAAGUGGUACAGAAACAGAAUCGCAAUAUGAGCGAGGCAUGCGGGCUCUUUCUUCACUUGGGCGUGUUCAGCAAGUGGAAGCUAUUGAAGGGUAUAAUGAUAUGAAGACAUGCCUAAAGGAGUACCUCCGGAAAUUUGCUGACAGCAAAAAGGUUGUGCGGGCUGAAGACAUUCACGAAUUCUUUUCUGGUUUGGAAGCAAGAAAACGACAAAGAACUGUUGCUGUGCCUCCUGCCACUUGCCAUUAGUCUGUAUUUUCUCCAUUUGGAUUGUAAACAACACUACAGAUGUAAUCAACUACAAAAUUUGUUUUUAUGUAAAUUUCUACAGUAAAAAUAGUAUUGUUCAGAACUAACAUGUGUGAUUGGUUACUGUUUUCAGCAUAUUAAAAUAUACUUAAUUAGUUUCCACAUUUAAUUUAUUCUCUUAUUUUUGCCAGUAUUGUGGAAGUGGUUUUUGUUUUCUUCUGCCUUUGCAGAUGACUGCAGUACCAUGACUUUUCCUUUGUUCUUUUAUAACUUUUAUUGUCAUGCAUUUCUCAAGGUAUCUCAUUAAAACAGCCAUAAAAAAUUUUGUACAAAAUUGUGGAAAUAUUUAUUAUACCUUCAAAUUACAGUAAAUCUGAGCUGUUUGAAUAGGA